Molecule: messenger RNA, 1374 nt
Organism: Penicillium atrosanguineum
Lineage: Eukaryota; Fungi; Ascomycota; Eurotiomycetes; Eurotiales; Aspergillaceae
Exons: 5
Coding region: 1-1374 (457 amino acids)
Biological process (GO): secondary metabolite biosynthetic process
Molecular function (GO): FAD binding; monooxygenase activity
Source: RefSeq, a predicted model, not a curated record
AUGCCUCCUCCCAUCCACAUCAAGCAGCAAGAAACUCGUUUGAGAGAGUGCCAGCUCGACAUCGUCGUCGUUGGUGCUGGCCUCGCCGGUCUAGGUUGUGCCAUCGCCGGCGCCCUCGCCGGGCACAGUGUUCAGAUCCUUGAGGCUACUCGAGAAAUCAAGGAAGUUGGUGCAGGUAUCCAGGUGUUGCCCAAUAGCUCUCGUGUGCUCCAGCACUGGGGCCUAGAAAAUGCACUAAAACCUCAUAUGACGUUUCCACGCGUGUGUAACUUCCUCGGAUGGAAAGGCAACCAGAUCUCCCACCUUGACUUUCAUGAAUCUGAGAAGAGCUACCCCGGUACCUGGUAUAGAGACUUCCACCGCGCGGAUUUGCAGCGUUGCUUAGUUGAUAGGGCCUUGGAGUUGGGUGUGAAAGUGACUUGCAAUGCACGCAUCGAGGAUAUCAGGGUCAGUGCCGACGGGGCGACAGCCACGGCGAUAGCAUCAGAUGGAAGAAAGUGGGAGUGUGAUCUGGUGAUUGGAGCAGACGGUGUGUUUGGAAAACUGACCGAGACUCUGCUGGGACGUAGCAACCCUCCGGUCAAGACUGGUGAUCUGGCUUAUCGUCUGCUAUUGAAGACGGAGGAGAUGCGGAAGGAUCCUGAGCUGGCGAUCUUUUUGGAUGAUCCUCAAGUGAACUACUGGCUUGGUCCGGAUGCACAUGCCGUCAACUAUGUUCUCCGCGGAGGUGAUUUGUUCAACAUGGUGCUGCUAGUGCCUGACGACAUCCCUGACGAGUCACUUGCGUCCACUGUCGAGGGUAAUGUGAAGGAAAUGUGUGCUCAAUUUGAGGGAUGGGACCCACGUAUCGAAAAGCUCCUCAAGCUUUGCGACUCUGUGCAGAAGUGGCGCCUGUGCAUCCGAUUUGGAGAGUUCGACUGGGCUCAUCCGUCAGCAGCAUGGGUGAUGGUUGGCGACUCUGUGCACGCUACUCUACCAUAUCUGGCUUCUGGAGCUGGAAUGGCUUUCGAAGAUGGAGCUGUUCUGGGCGAAUGUCUAUCCCGCCUCCCUGACCGUCCCGAUAUGACGAAGACCUCCCCCGAAUACCUCAACGCUAAGAAACAUGCUAUUUCUGUCUUCCAAGAGUGUCGCAAGCAGCGUACACAAAUGGUGGUUGAGCGAGGCAAUGUCCAACAGUAUUUGUACCACCUCCACGAUGGGUCGGAACAAGAAGAACGAGAUCGCAAGAUGCAGAUGGUGCCAACGCCCGAAGGCGAGGCUCUAGCUUGGAGAGACCCCGGACUGGCUCCGAAGCUGCUAGGAUAUGAUCACAUUGGAGAUGUUAACGCGCGGUGGGGCAUUCCACAAAGCAACACUAUAGAGUCUCGACUAUAG